AUGGCAGAAUUGGCGACGACGGCCAGCGGCAGCAGCAGAGGCGGCAACGGGAGGCUAGGAAGCAGCAGCAGCAGCAGCAGCAGCAGCAGUAGCAGUAGCAGAAACACAGCGGCUGUGAAUCCCCAGGAUGAGGAUUACGAGUGCAAGAUCUGCUACAACUAUUUUGACUUGGACCGACGGGCCCCCAAGCUGCUCGAAUGUCUGCACACCUUCUGCCAGGAGUGCCUCAGCCAGUUGCAAGUCCGUGGGGCUGCCCAGCAGGAGCGCGAGCAGCAGCAGCGGCCGCCCCCGGCCCCUCCGCCCUGGAGAACGGGGCCAGCGGCGGCUGCUGAAGCAGGGGCUGGGCCCGCCAGCCCGGGUCUUCGCUCCUCAGGCCUCGGGGGCAUUGCCUGCCCAGUGUGCCGCCACCGCACGGCCCUGCCCGACAGUCGCGUGCACAGCCUUCCCAACAAUACUAAGUUCGCCGAGGCCUUUCCGCUCUACUUACGCGCAGCGCAGGACCCGCUGCCUCAGGAUAGUCUGCCACCGCUGCCGCUGCCCCUUCCCCCGCCCAGGCCCACGGGAGGCCCAACCGCACCACCCGGUUCUUGGUCACCCUCACGCCCACCACCACCCUCACCACCACGCCCACGCCCAUUCCCACCUGCCCCCACCUCUAGGGCAGCCCCUGUGCCCCUCGGCCGCGGCGGCCUUGGCUCCUCUGCCGGGCCCGCGGGAGGGGGCGGCUACGAGAGCUGCCAGAACUGCAAGCGAGCGGCGCUGACAGCGGGAUGCGUAUGCGUGGUCUUCUCCUUUCUUUCCAUGGUAGUGCUGCUCUUCACCGGCCUCAUCUUCGUGAACCACUACGGUGGGGGCGGAGGCGGGGGCAGCGUGACUGGGGCAGCCCCGGGCACCACAGGGGGCGGCUCGCCAUCGCCGUCGCCCGUGGGGCCCAUCUGCCUCUCGGUAGCCAGCAUCCUGGCCUUGUUCUCUGUCGUUGUCACUUGGGUCAUCUGUUGGCUCAAGUACCGGCCUGAAGGGGCUGCAGGGGGCGGCGGCGGCGGCGGCGGGGGCGGCGGAGUCCCUCGGGGCCGGGCUGCGGCCACUGCCGGUAGCCGGAGGAACAACACGUAA
Molecule: messenger RNA, 1113 nt
Organism: Gracilinanus agilis (Agile Gracile Mouse Opossum)
Lineage: Eukaryota; Metazoa; Chordata; Mammalia; Didelphimorphia; Didelphidae
Product: translation initiation factor IF-2-like
Biological process (GO): protein ubiquitination
Molecular function (GO): ubiquitin protein ligase activity
Source: RefSeq, a predicted model, not a curated record